AUGAAAGCUGAAAUCACAAGCAGUGAUGAUGCUAAUGCUAAAGAUGUCGGAAAUUCUCCUGGUGUUGAAAAUACAAAACAAGAAAUCACAAGUGGUGAUGAUGCUAAUGCUACAGAUGUCGGAAAUUCUCCUGGUGUUGAAAAUACAAAACAAGAAUUGGUGUUGCAAGAGUGGAAAUACAUUGAUGAAUUAACGAAACAUAGAGAAUUGUUUUUAAAAUUGAUUGACUAUGGACGCAAUUCCAGUGUUGAGGUUAAAGUGGUAGGCAAUGUACGAGUAAUUUUCUCAAAAGAGUUUUGCAUUGGCGAAGGAAGUGGUGCAACCCGUGUUUUUCUUGGACUAGGUAAGGAUGGUUAUGGUAAAGCAGUGAAACGAAUACAUCAAGAUAGAUACAAAGAGCUUGCGCUGCAGGAAAAGGAAAUUUUAAAUCAAUUCAACGCAAAGAAAUCGAAAUAUGUUGUGAAUUAUUCCUUCUUAGAAGAAGAUAUAGGAACGGAGUAUGUCUAUUUAAUAUUAGACUUAUGUGAAGAAUCCUUGGAGAGUUAUGUGAAAUCUUCUACUUUGGACGAUCUUCAAAACGCUCUUCCCGAAAUUCUCAGACAAAUUUUGCAAGGAUUAGCUGAUCUUCAUAGUGGCCCAAAUCCUAUUCUUCAUCGAGACUUAAAGCCUACCAAUGUUCUCCGAGACACACAAGGCAACUUUCUGUUAGCUGACUUUGGUAUUAGUCGAAUAUUGAAUAAUGAUUGUACGACUUAUGAAAGCAAGCCUAACAUGGGAACUGAGUAUUGGAUUGCUCCUGAAUCAUAUUGUGAAGAUAAAGAUACAGUCGAUAAAGGACGGUACAAGAAAGAGUCUGACGUAUUUAAUGCAGGUAUGGUAACUUAUUAUAUUGCAACAAAAGGAAAACACCCGUUUGGAACUAAACGGCAUAGAUUAGACAAUAUGUUAAAUGGACUUCCUGUUGGGUUGGACGAAAUCAAGGAUGAAGCACUGAAAGACCUUUUGUUGUGGAUGUUAAACCGAGAACCCGAAGACAGGCCAUCAGCCAACGAGGCGUUAACACAUCCAUUUCUUAUGUCGGAUGACGAAAAAUUUGACUUAUUAUGUAUAGUUGGAAAUCUUCAACAGAUUAAGACAAAUGAUUCCAAGUCAAUUGUCGUUCAACAGUUGAAUAGUGAAUCCUCACAUUGGAAAAGUAAAAUAGACAGUGAUAUUUAUGAUUAUUUUAGAACGGACGUGGUGACUGGAAAGAUUUUUCGAUAUGACUCUUCAUGGACAGAAUGUUUAAGACUUAUUCGAAAUAUUAACCAACAUUGGUACGAUCGACCACGGCCAAGACCACAACCAGAACCAUUUUAUAAGAUUGGCGAUCACAAGGCGUAUAUUCUCAAAAAGUUUCCCAAUCUCCCUGUUCGAGUGCAUGCUAUUGUGAGGUCCAAUGAAGAAGAAUUGAAAAACAAUCCAGAUCUCAAGAACUUUUUCAAUUUCACUGAAAAGAAACUACAUCAAGAAUAAACAGUUUUUAAACAGUAAAAACAGUUUGUGAAAAGAUCGAUUGAUUGCGACCAGCACUAAAACCAUCCAUUUUAUAAAGUCGAUGAUCCUAAGGAGUUCUUUUUGAAAUCCCAUUUCGGGUACGUGCGGCUGUCUGAUGUAAUGACGAAUUGAAAAACAGCCCAGAACUUAAGAACUUUUUCAGUUUUUAAUGAAAGCGAACCACAAUGAAAAGCUUACUGACAGGAAAACAAGUAACAAAUCAACGAUACGGUAGUUAAAGGAUUUAUUUUAUAGAUGUAAAGUAGCAAAACACUUUUCACGACGUAUUUGGAUGAUGCAUAAUCACAUUUCUGCAUCUAGCUUACAUUAUUGAAUGAUAUAAUAUCUGAUUAUUUAAAUUUUAUUCUCAAUUGCUUUUGUUGAAGACGUAUGAAAUUUAAAGUCAACUUUAUAAAAUACAUAAUAAAACUCUUAUACGAUAGUAAA
Messenger RNA from Xenia sp. Carnegie-2017, 1983 nucleotides. Its product is annotated as serine/threonine-protein kinase/endoribonuclease IRE1-like. The transcript is spliced from 6 exons. Gene Ontology annotation, molecular function: protein serine/threonine kinase activity; RNA endonuclease activity; ATP binding. The record is from RefSeq and is a predicted model, not a curated record. Gene Ontology annotation, biological process: IRE1-mediated unfolded protein response; mRNA processing; intrinsic apoptotic signaling pathway in response to endoplasmic reticulum stress. Lineage: Eukaryota; Metazoa; Cnidaria; Anthozoa; Malacalcyonacea; Xeniidae. Gene Ontology annotation, cellular component: IRE1-TRAF2-ASK1 complex. Bases 1 to 1515 code for a protein of 504 amino acids.